AUGGCUAGCCGAAAGCCAAGUGCAUCAAUCCUAGUGCCUCGCGAUCAUCCAGAAAUCGAAAUCGAAGAGGAAGAAUUCCCGCCCGACGACGCUCGAGCCAUGAGUCCCCGUCGCAAUUCUGCUGAUCUGGAGCGCUUGGGCAAGGAGGCAAGACAAACCUUGCAGGAGCAAGCAAAGGCUCUUCAGUCCUCUCUCCAAGCUCUUGCAGAACGUAUUGAGGCGGUCAAGUCCGAUCAUGACAAACUCGAAAGCGAGAAUAAAUUUUUGCAAGACUAUAUCGGCGGACUUACGCGCAACAUGACCAAGGCCGAAUUGACGAGAUCGAGUACCAAAGUCAAGAGAUCGCAUAAAUAA
Molecule: messenger RNA, 354 nt
Organism: Aspergillus fumigatus Af293
Lineage: Eukaryota; Fungi; Ascomycota; Eurotiomycetes; Eurotiales; Aspergillaceae
Gene: zipD
Product: short coiled-coil protein
Cellular component (GO): trans-Golgi network
Source: RefSeq, a predicted model, not a curated record